Molecule: messenger RNA, 5068 nt
Organism: Paramormyrops kingsleyae
Lineage: Eukaryota; Metazoa; Chordata; Actinopteri; Osteoglossiformes; Mormyridae
Gene: npas1
Product: neuronal PAS domain protein 1
Biological process (GO): regulation of transcription by RNA polymerase II
Molecular function (GO): RNA polymerase II transcription regulatory region sequence-specific DNA binding; DNA-binding transcription factor activity, RNA polymerase II-specific; protein dimerization activity
Source: RefSeq, a predicted model, not a curated record
GUCCCCUGCAUGGCUCUCUCAUGCAAAACACUUUGACAUCUCCCAUGCUGCAGUUUUAAUUGGGGUAUCCCAGAGUGCUGCAUUGUUUAUGGAGCAUUUCAGUAAUUAACGUCGUGUCAGUAAACAUUUCAGUGUAACUACCUCAGUGUUGAGGGAUUUUACAGGGCCAGAAGCAUUUACGUAUUAUUCUGAUGCUUUGACACCUCGCUGCACCAGACAUGGGCUGCAGCAGCUAAUGUAGGACUGCACUCAGAGCCCUUUUUGUGUUUAAGUGUGUUUUUGUGUUUUUCUAAAGCAGCAGCUUAGUAAAGCGAGUGCCAUCCACAAAGUGACAGUGCAUGCUGGCCGUUCCAUGUUUCACUGCCUGGUAGCAGGACAUGUUUUUAGCUUUCCGUUCAGUCUUUGGGUAAAAGGUUUCGUUAUGCCAGAACAGAGCGAAAAUGGGACCAGAGGUUGUUUAUCGUACAGUCAGUGUGAAAUCAAAAUGAUGGUUAUUUAUAUGAGACUUGGCAAAUCACUAUUAAAAGUCAUUCAUUCACACGCCUCCCAUGAAAACUUCAUUACUCCGAUUUUUAUUUUCCUUCAUAAUGUCUUUUCAUUUUCUCUGUUGACCGAAGGAAAAUAUAAGCAAAGAUGUAACUUCACUAGACACUUUUUUGCAAACUAAGGUGGAAUUUUUUAAAAAUACCAGCUCCCGUUGUCAGAUUUUGUUUUCUCGAGUUUGCUCUUGGGUGAAAGAGGGGAAACCUUAAACGUUAGCAUCUGUGGCCCGGAAUAUUCUUUCCUGCUUUAGUCUGAUGUUGCCCAGUGCCGCCUCAAUUUCGCCAAGUCGGCGUCUUUCUUUCUCGACCCGUGACUGAAAAUUCCGGGCGUCCCUUAUUCUCGUAGCUGCAAGCUACAAUGUGACUUUGAUAAGCUCUGAGCAGACGGCAACUUGAGUGGAGCAGGUCGUGGUCAAAGAUCAGAGCAUUCUGUGGGACUGAUACAUCACCGCCCUUGCAGGUCCGAGAUGUUCCUUCUGGAGGCAAACCCCUACUCGAGGUCUGGCCACAGCACAGUGCCGCUCGCUCCCACGUCACGCUAAGGGUGGCAGCCAGAGUGUCCUGGGAUGGCCACCAUGCCGUUUGUCGGCGAGGGGAAGUGUGUCAGCGUGGAGUGGGACUUCCUGCAGGGGCUUCUGGCCAAGCCGCCAACCUUACCAUGCUUACAGAACCUGCGGAAAGAGAAAUCUCGGAAUGCCGCACGCUCCAGACGUGGGAAGGAGAACUUUGAAUUCUUUGAACUUGCUAAGUUGCUGCCCCUGCCUGGUGCCAUCACCAGUCAGCUGGACAAGGCAUCUGUCAUCCGGCUCACCAUCAGUUACCUGCACAUGCGCCACUUCGCCAACCAUGGUGACCCACCCUGGGGACCCCUACUGGAAGGAGGAUCAAACUGCACCAAGGUGCACCGCAGUUCACGCUCCCUGGCCACUGACAUGUUUGAACAACACCUAGGAGCCCACGUGCUGCAGUCGCUGGAUGGUUUCGUGUUCGUGGUCAGUCACGAGGGUCGCUUUCUCUACAUAUCCGAAACUGUGUCCAUCUACUUGGGCCUCUCGCAGGUGGAGCUGACGGGGAGCAGCAUCUUCGACUACAUCCACCCUGCGGACCACCUGGAGAUGGCCGACUGCCUGGGCAUAAGGCCACACCUGAGGGCGGAGGUCGGGUGCCAGGGGACGCACGAGAGCACCUCCAGCUCCACCUCCUCACUGGCCGAGACGCCGGAACCCGCUCCCACCAACCAUCUGAAACCAGAAGAUGAGUCCUGGGAUCGGGGCUUCUUCAUCCGCAUGAAGUCCACCCUGACGAAGCGGGGAUUGCAUGUCAAAUCUUCUGGGUACAAGGUAAUCCAUAUCACCGGGCGGAUCCGCUUCCGCCUCACCCUGGCACCAGGCCACACCCGCUCAUUGCAGCGCCCGCUGGGAUUGGUGGCUUUGGCACACACCCUCCCCCCCUCCACCCUCAACGAGGUCCGCAUGGAAAGCCAGAUGUUUGUCUUUCGAAUGAACAUGGACCUGCAGGUCACCUACUGUGAAAACAGGAUCUCUGAGUACAUGGACCUGAGCCCAGCUGAGGUGGUGGGACACACGUGUUACCAGUUCAUCUACGCGGAGGAUCUGGAGAGCCUGCGGCAGAGCCAUGAAGACCUGCUGCGGAAGGGCCAGGUAGUGACCAACUACUACCGCUGGUUGCAGCGGCGGGGGGGCUUCCUGUGGGUGCAGUCCUGCGCCACUGUCUCUGUCAACCACAAGGCGCCGCAUGAGCGCAACGUCAUCUGGGUCAACUAUGUGCUCAGCCGCACGGAGUUUCCGGACACCCCUCUGGACUUGCUUCAGCUGCCGGAGAGCCUUCGAGACGGCCACAUGCGAGUGAGCUCCGCCCACAAGGAUGCCUCGUCACAGGCUCAGGGCACAGCUGCCACACAACAUAUAAAAUGCUCUAGUGGCAAAAAUGGCUCAGGGUCAAAGGUGAGGGAGGCGUAUUCCCUGCCUCCAAAUGGCCAAUCAGAGGAGAAGAGGAAGAGAGCACAGCAGUCCAACCCCAAAAGCAGUCCCCUGGAAAAGAGGCAGAGAAAGGAGUUUCUUGAAAAGAGGGAGGGGAGCCCGUCUGCAUCUUCUGAUCAAGGGAGCGACAGUGAGGGGGAAGGAGGAGCGGAGAGACGGUGCCACGCUGAUGGUGGGAGGGUGAAGUGUGAGGAAGGCGCGUCGAAACACGGGAAGGAGGCCGCGCGCAGUGGAGCCGACAUGCCGCACAACGGCCGCGCCGUCAUCCAGCAGCUGAAGAGCGGGGUCACCUCAGCCGCCCCCUGCAUCAAAACCGAACAGAACCUCCAGGCCACAGGGGGGCGCUGGGGGCAUGUGAAACCCCCUUUGCACACCCCUGCGGGAGCCCAAAAUGGCGACGGCCCUGCACUGUCCAUGCCAGACUCUGCCAUGACCCCGCCCAGUGGGGAAACCCCACACAGGGGGCUCCUCGCACCCCCCUCCCCCACACUGUCCCCGCCUGUGGCAGGCUCCCCACUGCCCAGGGAGGAGCGAGGCUUAGCUGGAGGGCGAGGCCCAGACUUUGAACUACUACAGAGGCUGGCUGUGGGAAGCGCUGCCGGCCGGGUCCUUUUCCACCCCCUGGCACUCGGCCCCCAAGGGACCCAGAGCCUAUACGCCCCCAGCACCAUUCGAUACGCCCCAGCCGAGCUGGGUCCCGGCCACCCUGCCCCAGAGGCUCUCCCGUCAGACCACUCCAAGCCUCCUGCCUUCUUCCCCCAUCUCCAGAGGAUCGCUGCCCUUCCCCCUUUCAGCGGGUUUUCCUCAUCCGAGCCCAGCUUCCCACCCGGGCUGCCGUUCUGCAUCAACGGGCUGCGAGGGACGGCAGCCUCAGAAGAGGACUGAGAGAGCCUCAGCAGGGCACAGAGAGAGGGAAAGCUGGAAUGGGAUGUUUGAUCUAACCCAGAGUCUCUGUAAGAGCCUCAUCGAGCUUGCAAAGGAUUAUGGGAGAGGUGGCCUCCAUCUCUGUAGCACCUGCACCCCCCUCCUCUGGCAUCUCCCAGCCCUGCUCUUGCAUCAACAUCUUCCCUGACAUUGGAAAAGCCAUACACACCCUGUACUGUGUACUCUCUGUACUGUCACUGCCAUAUACACCCUCGUGUGCAGGGUAAGCCUGGGUGGGUGGGCCUGUUCCUGUGACAGAGCCAUGUAUAAGCCAAUAGUAGCAUUCAGACACAUUAGCAAUGGGCACAAGGCUAAGUGCUGAAUAUAAACAGAGGGGACUGUCUUGCUGAAACCUUCUUUAAGUUAUACUGCGCACAGUUCGGGUUUGACUCCAUGUUGAAUACGGUUUCUCUGUCUGCUUUGGCUUUGGCCAUUUGUACUCUGUAUCUCCCCGUCUUUCAGUAACACCAUCUCUGCAUCUGGCUUUCGAGAUGCCCCCUCGCCCUCACUCUACGGAUGGCCCGAUUCCUGCAGACAUUUUUUCGGCCAGUGUGCGUAGAAGCCAUUUCACUCGAGUCACCCGCUGUCCCUCCCGCUCGGAGAUUCUGCGAGAGCUUAAAGCAAACCGCUGUACCGGAGCUACGAUCACGAGCCAGGUUUCAGCCAUAUUCCUCCAACUAUCUUUGUGUCCCUGGAGAAAGGGUAUUGAAUUUUGGGUAGGUCCUGAAGAUGGGGGAGAACUGUCUAUUUGGAAAGGCUGAUUCAUAGCAAACUUUUGGUCACUUUACAGUAUAACCCUCCUGGAUGGUUUGGAGGAGAUUUUCAUCUACAUUAUCUGUCUGAGCACUUACUGCAUUAUCUGGUAGGGUUCCUUGUACAGAACUAUGUAAACAUGUAGCACUUGUAAAUCCAUGCCCACAGAUUCACGAGUACUUUUGUGCGUGUAAGCAACACCAGCGGGUGUUUUGGAGUGCUUAAAAGUCACUUCAGGAUAAGAAGGUAAUUUGUAACCAAGUUUCUUGAGUCCACUGAUAUGUUUAGUGUAAGUAUAGAACAAUAUCGCAUCUAGUCAUUACAGCUUGAGCUGAAAAGCUUGUAACCUGGGAAAAGAACGUGAAUCCAAAUAAAAUUUUGUAGGUGGGCAUAUGAGAACUAAUGUUUGAACACGAUGAGAUGUAAUUUAUAUUUUUUGUUUUUGGUGAAGGUCUAAAAAUGAUUGGGAAUUACUGGUAACGUUUUUCUAGAUCGUUAUAUGCUAUUGAAGGACCACUGAAGGUAGGGAUGAAUUCACUGUGUAUUGUAACCCAAGAAGCCCGAAUUAAAUGUUUUUUUUCUCAUGUUAGUUUAGUCGAUGAAACAAUAACGUCUUAGCCUUCGCCAUCACUGUGACAACUUUUUUUUAAUCGUUUGUGAAUAUAUCCCAACUCCCAACCCUGAAUUAAAUUGAAAUGCUGUAAAAAAAAAAGAAACUACAAUAAAAUAAAGUUUUAUUCCAUUAAAAUUCCAAGGUCUCAUUUAAAAAUUGCUUGUAAUAUGGUUUUUAGGUGUUUUUAAAUUUGCCGUGAAGUAUUUUUCUUUAAAAACGAACCAAUAAGAAUUUUA